Molecule: messenger RNA, 597 nt
Organism: Sordaria macrospora k-hell
Lineage: Eukaryota; Fungi; Ascomycota; Sordariomycetes; Sordariales; Sordariaceae
Source: RefSeq, a predicted model, not a curated record
AUGGUCAACUUCAUUCUUUCUCUGACGGUGGGCUUUGGCCUCCUUAACUCUCAGGCCAUCGCAGCCCCCACCGCUUCCCCUACCGCCGAAACCACUGGCGAUACCCGUUUCUCCUUUGUCGAUUGGACGAACUCAAUCAUCACACACCCCGAGACCGCCCUUUCUCCACAGGAUGCAAUGAAAGCUUUCCUGGAUACGGCGAGUGCACCGGCGAAACCCAUGGACUUCAAUCACACAAUCGGGUGCCCAUAUGACUUGGAUGUCGAUGUUUCAGCGGAUCUUUGCCUCCUGGGGGGAGAUGCCCCGGGGAAGACCAGCGAAGCCACCGGCCGUCCCCACGUCCCUGGUCGUCCUCUUUUGUUCCUGGUUUACACUGCGUUUCAGAGUGCGAUUUCCAUGCCUCAGAGGGCUGGUUGGGGGUCAGAGGAUCCAAAUAACCGUGGGAUGUGCCGGAACAUCGCCCAAACCGCUGCUGUCGCCGUGGACAAGUGCAUUCUAGCGAACGGCAGGGUGGCGGGCGGUACAGACUACAACGUGACGGGUACCAAAGUUGGUGUGAUGAUCAUUAAGAAUUUUGGGGCCUUUGCUUGGCCUUGA